Molecule: messenger RNA, 1744 nt
Organism: Vanessa atalanta (red admiral)
Lineage: Eukaryota; Metazoa; Arthropoda; Insecta; Lepidoptera; Nymphalidae
Product: UDP-glucosyltransferase 2-like
Exons: 9
Coding region: 104-1687 (527 amino acids)
Molecular function (GO): UDP-glycosyltransferase activity
Source: RefSeq, a predicted model, not a curated record
GUUCAGUGUGCGCGUGCGCGACGACUCGUCGAGUGUUUUUUGCGUAAAAUGCUGUGAAUUGGGACAUUAAAAUUUGUAUACUGAGCAAUAUUGAACGGAUACGAUGGCAUCGCGAAAGAUGAUUCUCAAUGUCAUCCUCAUAUUAAUGGUGUCUUCGAGUGAAGCACUAAGGCUGUUAGUGUUCUUCCCACUUUAUUCAAAAAGCCAUAGCAUCCUGGGACAGGGCAUGGUCAGUAGACUGCUGGAAGCUGGCCAUGAGGUAGUCCACGUAACUUCAUUUCCUCGUGACAAAUCAGAACCGAACCUAACAGAAAUCAACUUACAGUCUCUGGGCGUAAAAAUGAAAGCGGAAGCUGAAAAGUUUGAAAGGUUUAAAUUAAAGAAUCUCGUUGGUAAAGGAAAUUUUGGAGAUUCACUUUUCUUUAUAUACUUUACACACGAAAUACAUAAACAGAUAUUAGAUGACCCCGCUUUGGUGAAGUUUCUCAGUGAUCCAAAGGAGAAGUUCGACGCUGUUAUUCUGGAGUGGUUCUUCGCUGACGAAAUUGCUGGGAUAGCUCCGUUAUUUAAAUGCCCUUUGAUAUGGUUUGGCUCAACAGAAGCUCAUUGGCAAGUUCUAAAGCUGAUCGAUGAAAUUCCAAACCCAUCGUUCACCGUGGACCUAUUCUCUACCAGCACACCGCCUCUUAGCUUCUGGGAAAGAAUCGGAGAAUUGUACAAAGUUGUAAAGAAAUUGUUAACUAUUGGUGUCCUAAUAACGCCAUUCGAAAAGACCAUUUACAAUAAUGUGUUCAACAAAAUAGCGGCUGAGAGGGGUGUGACCAUUCCCUCCUAUGAUGAAGCUGUAUACAAUGGUUCCAUGUUGCUCCUCAAUUCACAUCCAUCCAUUGGAACACCGUUUAGACUGCCACAAAGUGCUAAAUAUAUAGCUGGAUAUCAUAUUGACACGAAGGUUAAACCUUUACCAAAGGAAAUCCAAAGUAUCAUGGAUGAAGCGAAACACGGAGUAAUAUACUUCAGCAUGGGCAGUAAUCUGAAAAGCAUGGAUAUGUCAGACUAUAUGAAAAAAUCUCUGCUUACAAUGUUCGGUACACUAAAACAAACCGUGAUCUGGAAGUUCGAAGGAGAUUUAGACAAUGUUCCAACAAACGUCCAUUUAUUAAAAUGGGCGCCCCAACAAAGCAUUCUUGCUCAUCCAAACCUCAAGUUUUUUAUAACUCAUGGAGGACAAUUGUCUACAACUGAAGCUGUCCAUUUCGGUGUGCCAGUUAUUGGCAUCCCAGUGGCGGGAGACCAACACGUGAAUAUGGGAUCUGUUGCCAAGAAGGGUUUUGGUAUUUUGGUCAAUUUAGCUGAAGAUAUGGCGAUAAAUUUGCAAAUAGCUAUAAAGGAAAUGUUAGAGAAUACUUCAUACAGAACAAAGGCAAAGGAACUAUCUCACAUCUUUCACAGUCGCCAACAAAAGCCUGGAGAUGAACUUAUAUUCUGGAUAGAAUACGUUGUUAAAACACGUGGAGCUCCACAUUUAAGAUCACCAGCUUUAUCAAUACCUUUUUAUAAAAAAAUAUACUUAGAUUUGUUAGUUGUGUCUAUGUUAGUAUUAUACUUGUUAGUUUUAGCAACAAGGCGUUUUGUUUGUAAAAGAUGUAGAAGAGCCUCCAAGGCGAAGAAAGAGAAGAAAAACUAAGAUAGUUAAAUAAAACAGUUCAUAAACGCAAAUAUUUAUGAUAUAUGUUUAAUUAAU